Messenger RNA from Eutrema salsugineum, 2524 nucleotides. RefSeq names its product O-fucosyltransferase 35. The record is from RefSeq and is a predicted model, not a curated record. The transcript has 9 exons. The coding region runs from base 159 to 2123 and encodes 654 amino acids. Gene Ontology annotation, cellular component: Golgi apparatus; chloroplast; cytoplasm. NCBI's taxonomy places the organism in Eukaryota, Viridiplantae, Streptophyta, Magnoliopsida, Brassicales, Brassicaceae.
CAGUUCCCACUUGAAUCUGUAGAAAUUGCUUGAAAAGAGAGAAAAAAAAUUGAAAUAGAAGGAAAAUUUUUGGAAGAUAAGCGCAGAGAAGAAGAAGUAUUUUUUAUCGUCUUCUCCAUUUCUCAUAAAAGAUAGCAACAAUCGAAGAAGAGCUUGAAAUGGGCCACCACCUCCACCACCAGGACGGUGGCGAUGGCGUCCCUCAACAUGUCAAUAGCCCACGAUUCUCCGGUCCCAUGACACGCCGUGCUCAAUCUUUCAAACGCGGCGGCUCCGGAGGCAGCAGCAGCAACAACACUCACGCCGGAGGCAGUAUCAGCGCCGGUGAUAAUAGCACCGGCACGAAUCACUCCACCUUGAGAGUUCACCACGAGAUCGAUCUCCAGCUUAACUCACCUAGAUCAGAGAUCGCUUCUGGUUCGGGUUUAGAUCCGAGCUCUGCGUUUGAGUCUGCGAUUAAUAGAAAGCAUCAGACUUAUGGUCAGUUGAGGGAGAGAGUUGUGAAAGGUUUGUUGAGGAAGCCGAUGGGAUCGGUGGUUUCGGAAUUGAGCUUGAGAGAGAGGAAGAAACUUGGGCAUUGGAUGUUUUUCGCGUUUUGUGGUGUGUGUUUGUUCAUGGGUGUUUUGAAGAUUUGUGCUACUGGUUGGCUUGGAUCUGCCAUUGAUGGUGCAGCUUCCGAUCAGGAUUUAUCCGACUCGAUUCCCAGAGUAAAUCUACUAGAUCACAGCUCCCAUGAUUAUAUCUAUAAAGAUGGAGGAAAUGGUAUUGAUCCAACUUUGGCUAUGGUUGCUUCAGGUGUGGUGGGUGACCAAAACAGUGUUGUUGAAUAUUCAGGUGUUUGGGCAAAACCUGAGAGUGGAAAUCACUCGCAGUGCAUUGAGACUUUAAGGACUCGCAAAAAGUUGGGUGCUAAUACGAAUGGUUACCUGCUGAUAAACGCGAAUGGAGGACUAAACCAAAUGAGAUUUGGGAUAUGUGAUAUGGUUGCAGUGGCUAAAAUUAUGAAGGCAACUUUAGUUCUUCCCUCACUUGACCACAGCUCAUAUUGGGCAGAUGACAGUGGCUUUAAGGAUCUAUUUGAUUGGCAACACUUCAUUGAGGAGUUGAAGGAUGAUAUUCACAUAGUUGAGACGCUGCCAUCAGAAUUAGCCGGAAUCGAGCCUUUUGUUAAAACACCUAUAUCGUGGUCUAAGGUUGGUUACUACAAGAAAGAGGUCCUUCCGUUGUUGAAACAGCAUAUCGUAAUGUACUUAACUCACACUGAUUCCCGGCUCGCUAAUAAUGACCUGCCUGAUUCUGUACAAAAGCUUCGUUGUCGAGUAAAUUACAGGGCGCUGAAAUAUUCAGCUCCAAUAGAAGAACUGGGAAACGUUCUGGUUUCUAGAAUGAGACAGAACAGAGGUCCAUACCUUGCUCUUCAUUUAAGGUACGAGAAAGAUAUGCUGGCUUUCACAGGCUGCAGUCAUAGUUUGACAGCUGAAGAAGACGAAGAAUUACGGCAGAUGCGGUAUGAGGUUAGUCACUGGAAAGAAAAAGAAAUAAACGGAACAGAGAGAAGAUUGCAAGGUGGUUGUCCAUUGACUCCGAGGGAAACCUCGCUUUUGCUAAGGGCUUUGGAUUUCCCGUCUAGCUCCAGGAUUUACCUUGUAGCUGGUGAAGCUUAUGGAAACGGAAGCAUGGAUCCUCUCAACACAGACUUCCCCAACAUUUUCUCACAUUCAACUCUUGCCACCAAAGAAGAGCUAGAGCCUUUUAGUAACCACCAGAAUAUGUUGGCUGGUUUGGAUUAUAUCGUUGCGCUUCAAAGCGAGGUGUUUCUCUACACUUAUGAUGGGAACAUGGCAAAAGCGGUUCAAGGUCACAGGCGAUUCGAGAACUUCAAAAAAACCAUAAAUCCAGACAAGAUGAACUUUGUGAAACUUGUUGAUGCUUUAGAUGAUGGGAGAAUUUCUUGGAAAAAGUUCAGUUCCAAAGUAAAAAAGCUGCACAAAGACCGAAAUGGAGCUCCGUAUAACAGAGAAUCCGGGGAAUUCCCGAAGCUGGAAGAGAGUUUCUAUGCGAAUCCUCUUCCCGGGUGUAUAUGCGAGACUACAGUAGAAGACGGUAGGAUGCGACGGACAUAAAUAUGAGGAUACGCUUCUGGUAAUUUUUAUUAGUUUACAGUAUGGUUAAAAAAAAAAAGAAGAAGAAGAGAUUGUGAUUUUUGUCUCCUGAAGCCAGAGAAGAUUAUGAUUACCAAAAGCUCAAAAUUUUGAGAAAAUGGUUUCAAAGACAAAAUUUGAGAAACUACAGAGAGAAACUCAGUUGGUAUGUUCUGAAAUGUUCAUCCUCAAAGUCAAAUUCUACCAGCAAAGUUCGGCAUCAGCUAUAAUGCCAUGGAGAUUUAUGGAAGUGAGUAAACAAAGUAGGAUUCAUUGUUUGUAACAAUACAAUUUGUCAUUUUUUUUGGUUUUAUUUAACUCAAAAUCAUCUUUUUGUUCUGUUACACGCAUUAAUAAUAACAUAGAAUAAAUAUAUUGCUGCA